UUGAGGCCGGUUGAGGCGGCGUUAGAAGAGAGGACGACGACCAUAAAGAAAAAAUUGGGGGUGUUUCUUUCGUGUACCCUCGUCCUUAGCAUCGACUGCUCUACAUGCGUAGACGAGUGGAAUGAACGUAAAGGGACGUAGUGUUUAACUAUGGUUCCUUUUAGGCACUGCUGGAAACAUGUUUUCGAUUCUUAAGCUCCAUGCUUACCGUAUUUAAGAUGGCGCCUCUGAAAGAAAAGUCGUGGUCGUCAUGGUAGCGUUAAUCAGGAAUGUUUAUAGACAGUUGAAGAGGAAGCACUGUAUAGUGAUUAAAUAUUGUGCUGAAAUGUUAAGGAGCGAGACAAGACAUUACUGUGACCUUAUGGAUGGAAAACCUGCAUUUGGACUAUUAUUUGAUAUAGAUGGUGUGAUAGUACGUGGAAAGAAAGUAUUGCCUUCCGCAUUGGCGUCUUUCAAAAGACUUAUUGAUUCUGAAGGAAAGUUCCGGGUCCCAACAGUGUUUGUGACUAAUGCUGGAAAUGUCAUGAGGCAUGAGAAAGCAGAACAGCUCUCUUCAUGGUUAGAAAUUGAGGUAGAUGAAGAGCAAGUGGUGAUGGCCCAUUCACCCCUGAGAAUGUUUCAGCAGUAUCAUAAUAAAUGUGUACUGAUAUCAGGCCAAGGUCCUAUUGUUGAAAUAGCUAAGAACAUUGGCUUUAAAAAGAUUAUAACGAUUGACCAAAUGAGAAAUACGUUCCCAGUGCUGGAUGCAGUGGAUCAUAAACGAAGGAUAUCAGUGCCAUGCACAUUUGAACAGUACUUUCCCAGAAUAGAGGUGAUUAUUCUGUUUGGGGAGCCAGUAAGGUGGGAAACAGCACUACAAUUGCUUGUAGACACACUCAUGACAGAUGGAGUGCCUGCCCAUCCUACACCACAUUUGGUGUAUCCACACAUUCCCCUUUUGGCUUGCAACAUGGACCUGCAGUGGAUGGCAGAGGCAAGGAUGCCAAGGUUUGGCCAUGGUGCUUUCCUGCUCUGCCUUGAAAAUUUGUACAAGAAGAUAACGGGACACAAUUUAAUAUACACUGCUUUGAUUGGGAAGCCGAGUGAGAUAACAUAUCAUCAUGCACAUCAUAUGGUUGUUAGGCAUGCUAAAAAUAUUGGAAUUGAACACUGCAUGAAAAGGUUAUAUGCUAUUGGAGAUAACAUUUAUACCGAUGUGUUUGGUGCAAAUUUAUAUGACCGUUAUUUGUCAAGGAGAAAUGUGCAAGAAAGCAAAAGGAUCGCGAAUCUAGAAAGAAGUGUUGAAGAAUUACUUGUGUCUGAUACCUCAGUCUGGGACUAUAGUGCAGAAUCUUGCUCAAGCAUUCUGGUUCAGACUGGAGUGUAUUCCAAGGGCGUUCAAAACAGAAUGCUUGAUCACUCACCACGUGACUUCUUGCCUGUUGAAGAGAAGCUACGAGCUCCAAAAUUCACUGUACAAAAUGUUGCAAAUGCAAUAGAUUUAAUUUUCCAUAAGGAAGGCUUUCUUUGAUAAAUGCGUGCACAUAAGUACUGCCAUUUACUCUAUGAGAAAGCCCAAAAUUACACCACUAGGUUCUGUACUAUAUAGUGUAGCUACUGGCAGUAUUGUGAAAUAACUCACAGCCCCCUGCACUGCCACAGAGUGCUGGAUUUAUUGUCUGCAGAGGCAGAACAAAAUGCAACAUACAUAGAGCAUUUUUGAAAUAAGAACCAUUUGUGCACUCUACCCAUGCAGGUCAUUGACUGGCUGUUGUUGAAGCUCAAGAGCUCUCAUCAGACCCUCUGCCAGGUCCCUAGUGUUUUUCAAUUCAAAUUAUUUCAAAUUCAAAAAUAGAUCCAAAUACAGGCUGGGAAACAACCAUUGGAUAUAGAAUGAGUCACGGAUCAAAAAACAAACAUUCAAUUCCCACAGGAACAGUCAAGGCAUUCAUAAUAUAAAACAAAAUAAAAAAAAGAACAUAUCAGCCAUAUAUACAACAAAACUCCCCCGGUAUAGAACUCAAAGGUUUCACAAGCUCUUUUUUCAUUUUUAUUACUCAUCUAUUAUUUCCAUAAAAUCCAACACUUUAGGAUGUGGAAAAGUCAUAUUGGAUAAAUAAGCAGUACAAAGAACUAAGUCAAGACAUAAGAAUAGAACCAGAAAACAAUUAAUCUUACCGACUAGUAUAUACAACAAAUUCAUCCACAGUAUAAAAUGGGUGACAAGUCAAGGCAUUCAUAAUAUAAAACAAAUAAAAAAAAGAACAUAUCAACUAUAUAUACAACAAAAACUCCCCUAGUUUACAAAAACAACACAGAACCAAGACAUCGUAUGUUUGCUGAGCUAUUGAGUGAAUUGGUGGCUGUGUUAGUGUUUUAUGAAAAAAAAAACAUGUCAAUCACUAAUCCCACCAAUUGUGAGGUGCAUUCAGUGAUUUCUGUGAUGAGGGGACAGUCCAGCUUGUGCAACAUCUGGACAAAUGCCUGAAUCGCAAUUGGGACUACAUAGAACAAUAAACAUGUUGUAUCUAGUAGUGACACUAAAACUAUUUGGAUGAAUAAAGUUUUCUUUUGUUUAUACAAAAUGGUUCUUACUUUAAAAUUGACUCUCAUACAUUUUCCCUAUGUGUCAGAGGUUUAAAAGAUGAUUUUACUGGGUCUUUUAAUGACAGGACACUGACAUUCUUUUGACUCAAUGUGAACUGUUUUGAACAUUAAUUUUUCCACGAGAUUUGAGGUUCUCACAGUAGAGGUUGUUCAGAUUACAAAUUUCUAGAAUGUGACACUGUGUAGUUCAGUAGGUAGAAAUGUUUCAGAGGAACCUGUUGCCACUGUCUUCAGAAGAGUGGAGGAGUGAGCUGAGAAGGGGAAAUUGGCAUGUGAAAAGGGGAGGGAGGAUCAAGACCAGGCAGUAAGUGAACCAUUUGGAAUCAAUAGUGACAAAAAUGGCUGUUUUGGAAUGGGAAGAAAGGAAAGAAGCAUGUGAGGAAGGAUAGUGGGGGAAGGUUAUUUUACAGCACUGUCAGUAGCUAGUGCCAAAUGAUAGUGUUAGAGAUGAGUAAUGAGUUGGAGAGAGUUUGAAGGCAGCAGUAAUGGCCUAAUUGCAGUACUCUCCUGGAAUUUGCCUGGAGGAACUGAAGAAAAUCACAGAAGCCAUGCACCUUCCAAAUAUGACUGCAGAGUAAUUACCACUUGUUGGGGGAGAGUUAAAAAUAGGUUAAAACAUAAUAAAAAUUAAUAAACAAAUAAGGAACAUUUGCACAUUUGAAUUUUUAAAAUUGAUCAGUAUUAUAAGGCAAUUUACUGAUGCUGUAUGCAGGUAGAUAAUUUUUCAUUAUUGAAGAUACUUUAAUGGCACAUUAUUUCGAAAGUAUUCAUUGGGUGUAGGCAUUUGCAAGGAAAAAAGUCAUUUAAUAGAUCUCUGCUGAAAUCUGUGAAGAGAGGACUUGAGACAGAGGCAGAGGAAUAGCCGCUGGUGGAGCCCUUACCAGGAAACGUCUAGUAACAAGACUGAGAACACUAGACUCUGGGCUCUAGUAAAACGUUGAAAUAGCUAUAAUGUUAUAGUCAUUUGUAGGUACAAUGUUACAACCAGUGAGUGGUCAGUAAAUCUGUUCACCAAUCCAAACCCUGUUUAUAUUCACACAACUACAUGACAACUGGUUUUAGAAGUGGGAGCAGUUGGAAACUAUAUUGGAUCAUUGUAUGGUCAGCCUACAAAAACUGAACAAGUGUUAACUCCUGAAAGCCAUGCAAGAAAUGAUGGAAAGAGAUAGAUAUCAACCAAGCACAAAUGAGAACCAGCCAAGCCAAGGAAGACAACAAUCUAAAGGAAAUGAAAGAAGAAAUGAUGGCAAGCCUGGAAGCCACGAUACAGAAUAACAAAGAAAGGAUGGAAGCUAACAACAAAAAAAUGGAUGCCAAGAUAGAUGACAGUCAAUAAAAGAUGGAAGCCAGGAUAGAGGCCAAUACUGAGAAAUUUGAGGUUUUCUGAGGUACUCUAAUCUCUCAGAUGGAUAACCACCAAGCCAAGAUAAUGUCCACUCAAGAAGAAAUGAAAGCCGGGCUGGACAUACAUCAAAAGAAGAUGGAGGCUGCAAUACACUCCAUCUGGUCUGAGUUAGAGGUCGUCAAACAUCAGUUGGAAGACGUCCUGUCAUGUGUCAACCAAAAGAUGCAGGACCUCAACAAGGAACUCACUGAAAACACUGAGGAAAUGCAGGUGGACUUAUGGACAGUAAAGACGUCCUUUGAUACAUGGACCAGGAGUCUCCAGGGUGAUAUAACAUACACAAAGAAGGAUUUUCACAAGGACACAGAGAAUACAAGGAACAACCUCCACAAAGAGCAUGAGGCUCUGGAGGACCACUUUGGAGACCAGCACUUUGCUGCUGCAUAUUGCAGUUGGCUAAAAGCAAGGACCCAGAGUGUUGGAAUCCUUGCAAGAAUUUGCCACAGUCAUUGAAGAGCUUGCCCACUGCACCUUCCCCACACUACCCAAGAAUUACAUAAGUAGGGAAGUAGGCAAAGUGUUUGCAGAUAGCUUAGAAAUCCCACCAUGAAAAUCCACAUGCUGCUGGAAAUGAGGCUCUCAGGUAGGCCCUUAAACUGCAGGCCAUAUUCCUAGAUGCCAGACCCCACAGAACGAGUGCCAGAACAUUUUGGAGGAUUUGAUUUCCCCCACUGGGGUGAGAGACAGAAGACAGUCAGCGUGCUGUAGCUGUGGAGAAACAGACCACUUCUAGGUUAGCUGCCCUAUGGAAGGGAGGCAGAAAACAUAACUGGUGUGGGAAAUUAGAUGAAAGACCACUGAGGGACACGUGGGGACUGCCAAUAAAGUGUGAUUGGUGACCAAAUAGCAAAAGAGAAGGAGAGAGGAGGGAUAACCAGCCAUCAGAUGAGGGCUGGCUGAAAAUUGUGAAUGCCAGUGUGUACCUUAAGGGCCCCCAUCACAUGUUGAUUGUCAUUAUGGAAAAGGCCUACCUUAGCCUGCUCACACAGGGCUGGGUCAGUGAUGAAACAUGCCAUGUGACGUGGACACCAGGGCAUACAUGAUUGGCCAGUCCCAACACUGCCACCCAGUGUCCCGGAAGACAGCCAAACCAAUGUUACACACUGCAGAUGUUAUCUGGGGAAGCCCUCCCCAUCUUUGUCAUGUGUCAUUUAUUUACAGUUCCAAAAAAAAUCCAUAGAGGCAUCUGCCUCAGAUACAGAACAAGUCAAUAAUACAA
Messenger RNA from Cryptotermes secundus, 5210 nucleotides. Its product is annotated as haloacid dehalogenase-like hydrolase domain-containing 5. The transcript is spliced from 7 exons. The record is from RefSeq and is a predicted model, not a curated record. Bases 251 to 1510 code for a protein of 419 amino acids. Gene Ontology annotation, biological process: glycerophospholipid biosynthetic process. NCBI's taxonomy places the organism in Eukaryota, Metazoa, Arthropoda, Insecta, Blattodea, Kalotermitidae. Gene Ontology annotation, cellular component: mitochondrion.